Molecule: messenger RNA, 3009 nt
Organism: Biomphalaria glabrata
Lineage: Eukaryota; Metazoa; Mollusca; Gastropoda; Planorbidae
Exons: 7
Coding region: 101-1432 (443 amino acids)
Source: RefSeq, a predicted model, not a curated record
UUGACAUAACAUUUUGUUACAUCGCUGUGUUCAAACAUGACAAUUUGUUACUACAUUCAAUAGCAGUGCUGAGUUAAUUCAUUGACAUUAGUUGAACCAAAUGAUCCAUUCAGCAAUGAACCAAUUCAGAGGAAUCACUUUCCUACUUCUAUUUAUUUGUCUUCAAAUGUUUACAAAGCCAGCGGCAAGCUUUCAAUGUCACAAUAGUCAGCAGAUACUCACUGUUGGAAAUCACAAUGGAAACUGUUACAUAGUGGGACGAAAAGUACUACAGUUUCGUCGUGCCUACGAGUAUUGUAAGAUUUACAACGGUCUUCUGACGGACGUGGACGAAGGCUUCAACAACUUCAUAAAUACUUCAAAUUUUACGAAACAAAAUGAACAAUAUUGGAUUGGAAUCAUAUGGACAACGUCUCUUGAUCGAUGGACAUGGGUCAAUGGAGCUUAUCACAGAAUUAACGUUGCAAGAGAACGUUUUUUAGGCUACGGAUACUGUGCCAAGUAUUCCCCACAAAAACCCGAGACGUAUUUGGAAGAAGGAUGCACAAAGCAAUUAUCACCAAUCUGCAAAGUUGUGAUGAGCAACGGCACAAACAGUUGUCAACAGUUGUGUAAUGAAGAUAAGGAAAUGCCAGAUUUUUUUAUGGCAACAACAGAACAGCCUAAUGGAACCGAAAGCUCAAGCAACGAAACCAAUGCAACCAUGACCAGUGAAAAAUUAUGUAAAACAUUUGAUAGCAAUAUUGAAAAUGUGGGUGACAAUUUGAACAUGAUGGUCUUACUAAUAGUUGUUUCUAUUCUCUUUGUUUCGCUUCUGAUUAAUUUGGUUCUAAUAUUUCGAAUAAUACACAAAUUCAGAAAGUCAAAAAUUUUACGAAAUCGCCGGAAGACGGCCAAGAUUUCUAUGAUCGAUAUUUUAAAUGUAGGAGGUGAAGACGUCAGCCCGGGAGAAAAUUACGAAAGCAUGGUUUAUCAGAACGACAAUUCAAAAGACAAAGCCCAAGAUCAGGGGCGUAUCACAAAGGAUGAAAAUGUGAAAGACUACGACGUGGUCGAUAAUAAACCAACUUUAAAUUACAAUUACAGUGAAGUGAAUGUCCAAGGUGCUAUCAGUCCGACUGACCAGAACGCCACUUACUCUGCAUUAGAACACAAUGGGUUUCCCCUUGAGAUCAACGACUCGUCACAUGUGUAUGGUCUAGACAGUGGAAGUGUUCACUCGUCACAUGUGUAUGGUCUAGACAGUGGAAGUGUUCACUCGUCACAUGUGUAUGGUCUAGACAGUGGAAGUGUUCACUCGUCACAUGUGUAUGGUCUAGACAGUGGAAGUGUUCACUCAUUACAGCCCUGUGCAACAAAAUCAUUAGCUCAUGAAGACCCAAACAAUGAAACUGCCAAUAUUUAUUCAGAUAUGGAAUCUAGUGAAAGUUAACUUUUAUUUUAGAGAUGGAUCAACUUAUUUCCGGCAUGGAACAAACUCAUUAGAAUAGAGACUAGGAGUAAAGCAAAAACACAUGUUGUGGGAAAUAGUUUGAAAUGCAUUUACAAGUAUAAUGAAUACUUUACACUUUUUAUUUUGUAUUUCGCUUUUCCAUUUUUUCUUCAACAUUCUUACACAUAUUUGUAUUCCACCCAUACGAUUUGCAUGUGCCUAUUAUCGAUUUGCAUUUAAAUACAGAAUUUACUAGGUAAAAUGGUUCCCUGUCCUUUCAUCCCCUGGUCACUUCAUCCCCGGUCCAUUUAUGCCCUGGUCAUUUCAUCCCCGGUCCUUUCAUCCCAUGGUCCUUUCAUUUCAUGGUCACUUCAUCCCCUGGUCACUUCAUCCCCUAGUCAUUUCAUCCACUGGUCACUGCAUCUCCUGGUCAUUUCAUCCCCUAGUCAUUUUAUCCCCUGGUCACUGCAUCCCCUGGUCAUUGCAUCCCCUGGUCCUCUCAUCCCUUAGUCAUUUCAUCCCUUGGUCACUUCAUCCCCUGGUCACUUCAUCGCCUGGUCACUGCAUCCCCUGGUCAUUUCAUCACCUGUCCUUUCAUUCCCGGUCCUUUCAUCCCAUGGUCACUUCAUAACCGGUCCUUUCAUCCCUUGGUCACUUCAUCCCCUGGUCACUGCAUCCCCUGGUCACUUCAUCGCCUGGUCACUGCAUCCCCUGGUCAUUUCAUCACCUGUCCGUUCAUUCCCGGUCCUUUCAUCCCAUGGUCACUUCAUCCCCUGUCCUUUCAUAUCUUGGUCACUUCAUCCCCUGGUCACUGCAUCCCCUGGUCACUUCAUCGCCUGGUCACUGCAUCCCCUGGUCCUUUCAUCCCAUGGUCACUUCAUCCCCUGUCCUUUCAUCCCCCGGUCAUUUCAUCCCCUGGUCACUGCAUCCCCUGGUCAUUACAUCCCCUGGUCAUUUCAUCCCCGGUCAUUUUCAUUCCCUGUUGUGUUCAACAUUUAAUAAUUAUAUCAAACAACUAGUCAUUGUAAAAUCGUGAAAUAAGCAAUAUGUAAUAUAUUCAUUUUUAUUUAUAGAACAAAAAGUGUGACACAUUAGAUAAAAAUUAAAUUAAAUGCCAUUAAAACUAUAAAAAUUUAACAUGUAUAAAUAUAGAGGUCAUGUACAAAAAAAAAGGUGUUUUUGUGUUCAUCUACAUAAGAUAAAUAGGUAAAAUCAGAUAGAUAGGCUAUUGAUUGUAAGUACAGAAGACGAUCCAUCAAUUCAUAUUACUUAACAAAGUUUUGUAAUUCUCUUUGCCUAUAGCACAGUUUACAGCUUUAAUGUUUAAAAGAAAUAAAAGCAAAACCUAUAUAGGCGACAUGAUAUCCUGAGGAUGGGUGAAGUCAACUUUUAUUGGAGAAAAUAAAACCUUAUUUCAAGGCUAAAAUGACGCGCCCAUUGUCAAGAAAGAGCGAUUGAAAAAUAAAAUAAAGUGAGAGAUGGUCGUCAGGAGUUAUCAGCGGCAUGGUCAUAAGUAUUAUCUUAUCUUAUCUUAUCUUAUAUAAUACAGACGUUACUUCAAAAAAUAAGAUGAUUAC